ACGCUUCGACCGUAUACUCUCUCUCUCCUGGCGCGAACCACGCAGUAUAUACCAUGAAGACUGACUCCGUUGUCCUCGUGUUCCUCGUGGGCCUGGCCUUUGUUCAAUGCAAAGAAGUCAAGUACGAAGACUGCGGAUCCACAGCCAAAAUCCUGUCGGUAGAAAUAGAGCCAUGUGACUCUGAACCUUGCGUCUUCAAGCGUGGAAAUAAAACCAGCAUCCGGUUUUCAUUGGUUUCAGACCAAGACAGUGAGACAGCUACGCUGGACGCCAGGAUGAAAGUGUUCGGCAUGAUGUUGCCAAUCCCCGGUGUGGAGAAAGACCUGUGCAAGAGCGCCAUUCAGUGUCCCAUCGUGAAGGGCAACACGUACCACGGAUCAAUGGACGUGUUCGUGCCGCGGUUGAUACCCCGUGUUACAACUGACGUGCAGAUCAAGAUUAUUGGUGAAAAAGGAUCGAGCGUCUGCAUCAGAAGCAAAAUCACCAUCGGAUAAAACCGCCCACGCACAUAUUUCGCUCGACAUCAUCAUAUCGGGGCCCGUUGUCACCGCAAACUGUGAUGCCUGUUCGAAGCGUCGUUCCUGGCGCGCUGACAACGCACUUGUUUUUUUCUCGUUAACAAGGGUUAUAUAUUUCGGGCCGGAAUAAAAGUCCCACAAAGCGAC
Dermacentor silvarum is the source of this 665-nucleotide messenger RNA. Its product is annotated as mite group 2 allergen-like Ixo r 2. NCBI's taxonomy places the organism in Eukaryota, Metazoa, Arthropoda, Arachnida, Ixodida, Ixodidae. The coding region runs from base 54 to 494 and encodes 146 amino acids. The record is from RefSeq and is a predicted model, not a curated record. Gene Ontology annotation, molecular function: sterol binding. The transcript has 4 exons. Gene Ontology annotation, biological process: sterol transport.